AGAGCAGUUUUUCGUCACAGCUGGUCUGCGCGACUCUUCGCUACGUCAACUAUCAAACAACGCAACGACAAGUUAACUUGGUUCAUUAAUUAUUAACGCAGUGCCUUAAAAAUGAGUGAACAAAGGAGAACUGCUACACGGCAUGAAAGUGAAAAACUUUAACAGCCAGCCUCGCCCGCGUUUUCCAGCGCCGUGGCCAAGCCUCAUGAAAGGGAGAGUUUUAUUGUUCUAGCUCGCUGGCUAACGUUAGCUAUUUGUCCGAUGAGUUACCGACAUGGAUACUAGGGAGAUGUGUUUACGGCAGAAGUACCGGCGGCCACCGGUGAGCGUUAAGCAGGAGCAGGAUGACGACUCGGACGCGGAGGAGAGUCACCUGGGGCUGAAGAGGACGGAGGACGGAUCCCAGAUCAUCCACAGCGGACACUUCAUGGUGUCCUCGCCCCACAGUGAGCACCCACCGAAGAAAGGCUACGACUUCGACACUGUCAACAAACAGACCUGUCAGACCUAUCACUUUGGAAAGGCCAGCACCUCUCACCUCUCCAUAGACGCAUCACUGACCAAACUGUUUGAGUGCAUGACCCUGGCAUACAGUGGAAAGUUGGUAUCUCCCAAGUGGAAAAACUUUAAAGGCCUAAAGCUGCUUUGGAGAGACAAGAUCCGCCUGAACAAUGCCAUAUGGAGAGCCUGGUAUAUGCAGUAUGUUGAGAAAAGGGAGAAUCCUGUUUGUCACUUCAUGACUCCCCUUGAUGGAAGUAUGGAGUUGGAUGUCCAUCGUCCAGCAGAGGCCAUUGCCACAGAGGGAAAGAGCUUUAAAAGAAGAAUUGAAAUUGUCAUAAGAGAGUAUCACAAGUGGAGGACAUAUUUUAAGAAAAGGUUACAAAAGCACAAGGAUGAUGACCUGUCAAGCCUGCUUAAGGGCCCGGGGGAGCAGUUAUCGAUGUUUGGGGAAGUAUCUCCAGACAGGCUCCGUGUCUCGUUUUAUCAGGAUGAAGAGACCACCGCAUGGCGUAUGCCUCGAAAACAUAGUGAAACCUCACCUGCCCCUAUGGAGAUGGACAACCUCUUCGACAUGGAUGUCUUAAUGUCUGAGUUUUCAGACACCUUGUUCUCCACAUUGGCCUCGCACCAGCCCAUAGCCUGGCCCAAUCCAAGAGAGAUUGCUCAUGCAGGAAAUGCAGACAUGAUCCAGCCAGGACUCAUCCCAUUACAACCCAACUUAGACUUCAUGGACUCUUUUGACCCUCUGCAAGGUAACUUAUUUCACAGCCUCCGUCAGCCCGCCUUCCCCUCUGUUUCCCCCACUGCAUCAUCUGUCACCCCUCUACCCAGCAGCAGCUCUCAGUCACAGGCCCAGUUAAUGUCUUCCAUGCAGCUCACACCUGACCACAUUUCCCCUCCUGGGCCGCUGCCUGUCCCCCCUCCUUUGGCCAGUCAGACUGGUGGAACGGACACUGGCAGUGGUGAUGCUGCAUAUGCUCAAAACUACAUGCCUCUGUUUCCUGGGCAAGUGGCGCCCAAUAGUCAAGCACUUUCUCAGCCAUUAGCUCAUGAUCCGCUGGCGCAGUGUCUUCCAGGCCAAGACAUGGCCUCCGCAGCCCCAGUGCCAUCGCCUUUAGACAACACCUCAGCUCUGGACGCAACUGUAACUCCAUCUGUGAUCACACACACGGCCUCGUCCACUGUCACACCCAGCAAUGCAGCCACCACCUUCAGCCAUGGCUCAGAGUACAGCUCCUUGUCCCCGCAUCCCCAGCCUCCACCGUCUCAGCUCCAACAGAUGGCUCCACUGCCUGCCACGCCCGUACAGCAGACCUUUGCCCUGCCUCGCCCCUUCCAGUCUGCCAGCACCAACAAAAACCGACCUGUGCAGAGGAUUGCUCCUGCAAACCCCCUCUCUGCUUCACACCUCAUCCUCACAGCCCCUUUCCCUGGUCCUGCCAACGCUGUGAUUGUAACACCGACAUCUCUGAAAGCAGACGGUACCGGAGUGGUCAUCGCUCCUUCUCCCCUUGCCAGGUCUUCUGGAUUUCGUGUUGCGUCUCAGAUACAGAAAUCUCCUCUGCCGAUCAUCCCCAAAAAGAUCUGUUCUUCCAGCCGUAAAAAUCAGAAGCCCUCCUCUGGAGUCGUUCACAACCAGUCUGGAACAGGCCAAGGGUCCCAGUGUGGGCUAGAUCAGGUUCCCAGUCCUCAAUCACUGAUCAGCAGCACCACCACACCUCUGGUAAAGAACGAGCAAAAUCAGAGCCGAAGGUCUACACACAUAUCGGCUGAACAGAAGAGACGAUCAAAUAUAAACAUUGGUUUUAAAACACUCUGCAACCUCGUUCCCACUCUGAAGUCACAGUCAAAUAGCAGUAAUGCAAUCACAUUGCAAAAGACAGUGGAGCACAUUGGGAAGCUACAGCAGGAGAGACAGCAAAUGCAAGAAGAGAUCAGGAGACUACGAGAGGAAAUAGAAGAGCUCAACACUUCCAUUAGUCUGUGUCAGGAACAGCUUCCAGCAACAGGGGUGCCUGUCACACGUCAUCGAUUCGACCACAUGCAGGAGAAGUUCAACGAGUAUGUGAAGAUUCGCACUCUCCAGAACUGGAAAUUCUGGAUUUUCAGCAUCAUUAUCAAGCCUCUCUUUGAAUCAUUUAAUGGGAUGGUGUUAACUACGAGCAGAGCAGAGCUGUGCCAGACAACACUGCAGUGGCUCGAUCGUCACUGCUCCCUUCCAGUUCUCAGACCCAUGGUGCUGAGCACACUUCGCCAGCUGAGCACAACCACGUCCAUCCUUAGUGACCCAUUGCUGUUGCCCGAUGAGGCCAUCCAGGCCGUCACACACAAAGACAUGUAGCUUCAGUCAGAGGAGGCAGGGUGUCCCACUAGCUGGCACCCAGCACCUAACAGCAUCGUCAAAGCGGCGUAUCCCUUCAACCUACUCUGUAAGGUCACAGUGUGUGCCUCCCCUCUACACCAUCCCAGGAAAAUAAAUAAGAUGUAUCCAAGCUACGUCCAACUUUCUUCUACGUUGUAUGUUUAAUUCUCAUACAUUUUGGUUUAUUUUACUUUGACUAUUACAAGUGACGCACACAGGCAGCCGCCCUUUACUAGUACUUUUAUAAAGAUUGUUCAUGAAUAGCUUUUAUCGUAUUUUAUUUGAAUUGCAGCGACAACUACUACCUUCAUGUAUUUUAAGAUCUGCUGAAUAUUUUAUUUGAAGGUGGUAUGUGAAAUUUGGGUUUUGAACAAUAUAUUGAAUAUUUAAGUGGAAUGUUCUUAUUGCAAAAACACAACGUGUUUAAAAAAAGGGAAAUGUUAAGAUUGUCUUUUCUGUCUCAGAUUUGUAAACUGAGCAGAUGUUUGGUGAAAAAUGAGUGCAUGAUUUUCAUUGACUUAGCAGCAGCACAGUUAGUUUUUCACUUCUACAAAGGUUUCAGAAUUCAUUUGAAUAAUUGUGUGAAAUUAUUCUUGUGGCAUGUUGAUAACUGAUCAAAACUACGAAGAUGAAUGAGAGCUUUAUUGUAUUUCUGUCCCUCAUGUACUCAGGGGAAUCUGAUUUUGUCAUUUUACAACAGUGGUUUUCUGGUGUUUUUUCCGUCCAUGCUGAACAUCUUCCUUCAUACCUUGCUUGCUCUGCCCAUUUCUACUGAGUUAAGCUUUAAAAUGUACUAGACAACUGUUGUAGAUAUAUUACACACAUGGGUUUCUCCUGGGCAGGUCACAGCAUAAUGGAGCAAUAGUAUUUACAGCCCUCAUAGGGAACAUAACUGAUAAAGCAGUGCACAUUUUAUAUAUAGUAUGUACUAUAUUCACAUGCACAGUGUUACAAGGUCUUAGAUAAAUGCCCAGUAGUUUUAGGAGCUGUCUUUUGUUCCGUGGAUCACUCAGGGCUACGCUGCCGAGCGUAAUUAUUUUUCAUUCAGCUACGAACAAAUCAAUCAUGUUGGCUCUAAAGGUACAUGUUGCAUCUUAUGGUUUGACUUAUUUUCUGCUCAAUGUUACACUCCUUCAUAACGUGUGCUUAAUGAACAAGAGCCAUAUCAAAGAGUAGUUUACCAUCCAAUCACUUUAUAUUUUGUGUUACUGACAGAGCACUAUAUAUUGACAACUUGAAAAUUAGACCGUGUGCACAAAAAAAACCUUAAAGUCAAAUUAAGUGCCCUUACACUCUAUCUACAGGCUGGUCGUUGGUUUUGUUUGUUUACUCAUGGUUCAGCACUCCUCAGGCAGAAAAGGAUUUUGUGACUGCUUUUUUUUCUCUGCAGAACAAAAUGGAGUUUACGUUUUAUUGUUAAAAAAGAAAAAAAAAAAGCACCUCUGAUCUUUUUCUUUGUAUUUGAUGAAUGUGCAGCUUUUUUGUGUGUGGUCCCUCAGAAUUAGAGGGUUUUUUUUGUGUUGUUUUUAUCGUUUAAUCUUGUUAGAUGCACUAAAAACAUAAAAAUUCAACAUUUAAAAUGUAUUGACUCAGUCACCAAAUGAAAUAAGGUCUUUUUGAGGCAGACUUAUACAAAAUACUUUUGUUAUGAUUGAAAAUACAAGUGCACAUCUCAGUUGUUGAUUAUGUAAAUCUGGAUCAUUUGUGGAAACUCCUAAAACCGACAAUUAAUGCAUGAUAUGACAGAAGUGCCCUCAGCAGUUCAGCAUGUGUUUUGAUUUUCAUUUUGUUGCGCUUUCUCUCUUACACUGAUUUUAAAAUGUUUGUCAUAUCCUGUUGGCAACUUUUGUUUCAGUUUGUGUGAGGCCUUUUUGUACUACAUAAUGUACAGUAUAUCAUUGCAGGUUGGAUCUGCUCCUGUUCUCCACACAGUUAAUGUUGUAUUGCAUUUACGUUAAGUAAAAAAACAAAAUUCUUAUGAUGCA
Molecule: messenger RNA, 4848 nt
Organism: Sphaeramia orbicularis (orbiculate cardinalfish)
Lineage: Eukaryota; Metazoa; Chordata; Actinopteri; Kurtiformes; Apogonidae
Gene: mlxip
Product: MLX interacting protein
Exons: 17
Coding region: 275-2842 (855 amino acids)
Biological process (GO): regulation of transcription by RNA polymerase II
Cellular component (GO): nucleus
Molecular function (GO): protein dimerization activity; RNA polymerase II cis-regulatory region sequence-specific DNA binding; DNA-binding transcription factor activity, RNA polymerase II-specific
Source: RefSeq, a predicted model, not a curated record